Schizosaccharomyces cryophilus OY26 is the source of this 3108-nucleotide messenger RNA. Its product is annotated as P-type ATPase. Gene Ontology annotation, molecular function: P-type calcium transporter activity; ATP binding; ATP hydrolysis activity. The transcript has a single exon. The record is from RefSeq and is a predicted model, not a curated record. NCBI's taxonomy places the organism in Eukaryota, Fungi, Ascomycota, Schizosaccharomycetes, Schizosaccharomycetales, Schizosaccharomycetaceae. Gene Ontology annotation, cellular component: plasma membrane. Gene Ontology annotation, biological process: intracellular calcium ion homeostasis; calcium ion transmembrane transport. Bases 1 to 3108 code for a protein of 1035 amino acids.
AUGCCGACGCUUAAAAACCCCAUCCACUUUUCCAGUAUUCAGGAUGCUGAGGUACAAUUAGAAACAAAUAUUCAAUCUGGUCUUUCUGUUCAAAGCGCCCAUGAGCGCAUAUCUGAAUACGGCGAAAACCGUCUCGAAAGCGAUGCAGGAGUCUCCGCAUGGAAAAUAUUUCUUCGGCAAGUAUCAAAUGCAAUGUGUGUAGUCCUUAUCCUUGCUGCAGCCCUUUCCUUUGGUACAACUGAUUGGAUUGAGGGUGGUGUCAUAUCCGCCAUCAUCGUCCUCAACAUUGUCAUAGGCUUUUUUCAGGAAUACAAUGCGGAAAAAACUAUGGACUCACUUCGUUCUCUCGCCUCCCCUAUGGCACAUGUCGUACGUGAUGGCAAAAGCGAAACCAUUGAAUCUCGUUUGCUGGUACCCGGUGAUAUCGCUACCCUUAAGACUGGAGACGUCGUUCCUGCUGAUCUCCGUCUUGUUGAAACCAUCAACUUUGAAACGGAUGAAGCGCUUCUUACCGGUGAAUCCCUUCCUGUCAUCAAAAACGCUCAAGUCGUUUUUGACAUGAACGGGGACGUUCCCAUUGGAGACCGCAUCAAUCUUGCUUACUCCUCAUCUGUUGUCACCAAAGGUCGCGCAACUGGCAUUUGUUAUGCUACCGGUAUGAGUACUGAAAUUGGUGGAAUUGCAGCUAGUCUGCGUCAAUCAAAUCCAAUUCUUUCUCAAAAGCCUGACCCAGAUGAAGAAAAUUACAGAAAAAAUCUCCGAAAUUAUCGUUUCCAGGUUUUUCUUUAUUAUCUUAAACGCAUUCUCGGUCUCAAUGUUGGUACUCCUCUUCAGCAAAAGCUUACUGUCCUUGCCUAUGUGUUGUUUAUUAUCGCCAUUGUUCUUGCCAUUGUAGUAAUGGCAGCUCAUACUUUUCAUGUUUCUAAUGAAGUCUCUAUUUAUGCUAUUUCACUAGGUAUUUGCAUCAUUCCAGAAUCCUUGAUAGCCGUUCUUUCGAUCACAAUGGCUAAGGGCCAAAGAAAUAUGUCUAAUCGUCGCGUAAUUGUUCGUAAACUAGAAGCCCUUGAAGCUUUAGGUGGAGUCACCGACAUUUGCUCUGACAAAACCGGUACCAUCACUCAAGGAAAAAUGAUUACUCGUCGUGUAUGGAUCCCAUCCUUUGGAUUUCUUGUAAUUGAAACUUCCAGUCCCUUUGAUCCAACAAUAGGUACCGUUUCUAUCAUUCAUCAGCCGAUGGAGGCAAGUACGAACGUCGAGAAUCAGAAGCCUCAAGAGAUGCAACCCUUACAUGCUUUUGAAGAGUUAAUUCCAGCUCUCAAAAUUUCCUCUCUUUGCAAUCUAUCUUCUGUUCAAAAGAACCAAGAAGGAGAUUGGGUCGCAAAGGGUGAACCCACUGAAAUUGCUCUUCACGUUUUUUCUUCUCGCUUCAAUUGUGGAAAAGAAGAGCUUUUAAAAGAGCACAGGCCCUUACGUGAAUAUCCUUUUGAUUCUGAGCUUAAACGUAUGGCCGUUGUCUAUCAAGAGAAGGAAGGCAAGCCUGAGGUGUAUGCCAAAGGUGCCGUCGAGCGUGUUUUGGAUCGUUGUGAAACCAUUGGGGGUCUACCCUUGGAUAAUGAAAAGCGAAACCUUGCAUUGGCACAAAUGGAAACGCUUGCGUCCCAAGGGCUUCGAGUUUUGGCUUUGGCGAAAAAAUCAAUCGAAAAUUUGGGUGAUUGGGAAAAGGUUCCUAGAGAAGAUGUUGAGUCCAACUUGGAUUUCAUAGCACUUGUUGGAAUCUAUGAUCCUCCUCGCAUUGAAUCUAAAGGCGCCGUUAAGCUCUGUCAUCGUGCCGGUAUUCGCGUACACAUGCUUACAGGUGAUCAUCCUGAAACGGCAAAGGCCAUUGCCAAAGAAGUGGGUAUUAUUCCACCAUUCAUUUCAGAUCGAGACCCGAACAUGUCAUGGAUGGUCAUGACAGGUCCGCAAUUUGAUGCUCUAUCCGACCAAGAAGUAGACCAUAUGAAAGGUCUUUGCUUGGUCAUUGCGAGAUGUGCACCGCAAACUAAAGUGAAAAUGAUUCAUUCUUUGCAUCGUAGAGGAGCUUUCGUUGCUAUGACUGGUGAUGGUGUCAAUGAUUCCCCUUCUUUAAAGCAAGCCGACGUGGGUAUUGCGAUGGGAUUGAAUGGAAGCGAUGUUGCUAAAGACGUUAGUGAUAUUGUCUUGACUGAUGAUAAUUUUUCGUCAAUUGUGAAUGCUAUUGAAGAGGGUCGUAGAAUCUUUGACAAUAUUAUGAAGUUUGUUUUGCACCUUUUAAUUUCAAACGUCGGCGAAGCGAUCCUUUUGGUCGUUGGUCUUGCAUUUCGUGAUAUCCACCAUUUGUCGGUUUUCCCAAUGUCUCCUGUAGAAAUUCUGUGGUGCAAUAUGAUUACGUCUUCCUUUCCUUCUAUGGGCCUUGGUAUGGAGAAAGCUCAACCAGAUGUAAUGGAACGUCUUCCUCAUGAUAACAAAGUAGGAGUUUUUACGAAAGGUCUGAUUUGCGAUAUGAUAUCUUAUGGGUUUUUUCUUGGUGUCGUGUCAUUGAUGACCUGGGUUGUUAUUGUUUAUGCUUUUGGAACCGGAAGUUUGGGCUAUGAUUGCAAUUCCUAUUACCAUGAUGGCUGCAGAGAAGUAUUUCGUGCCCGUUCUGCUGUUUUCUCUGUAGUAACAUUUUCCGUUUUGAUUAUGGGUUUUGAAGUAAAAAACUUUGACAAUUCACUUUUUAAUUUAGAUGGGAUCCCUUGGAGUGAAUGGAACUUUCGCUAUUUUUUUAAAAAGCUGACCGAAAACAGAUUUCUCGCAAGCUCUAUUGUCUUAGCCUUUGCAUCAGUUUUUCCAACAAUCUAUAUUCCUGUCAUUAACAGCGAUGUAUUCAAACAUAGACCUAUUGGAUGGGAAUGGGGUGUUGUUGCUGUUGCAGUAAUCCUUUUCUUUAUUUAUGCAGAGUUAUGGAAAUUCAUUCGACGCACUUUAAGCAACCCACUUGCUAAAGGCAGGUUAAGAAGGACCCUAAGUCGAACAAUUACUUCAGAAUCAAAAUUAUCAGAAGCCGAUUUAGAAAAGAGACUCUUUUUACAAUCCCGGACUAAAUAA